AUGUAUUGGUCACGAUUCCUGUCCAUUCACGCCCUCUGGGUUACCGUGUCGUCGGUGAUGCAGCCCUACCCCCUGGUGUGGGGACAUUACGAUUUGUGCAAGACCCAGAUCUACACGGAAGAAGGCAAAGUGUGGGAUUACAUGGCCUGUCAGCCGGAAUCUACGGACAUGACCAAGUACCUGAAAGUGAAGCUGGACCCUCCAGACAUCACGUGCGGAGAUCCUCCUGAGACGUUCUGCGCGAUGGGCAACCCCUACAUGUGCAACAACGAGUGCGACGCCAGCACCCCGGAGCUGGCGCACCCCCCGGAGCUGAUGUUCGACUUCGAGGGGAGGCACCCGUCCACCUUCUGGCAGUCGGCCACCUGGAAGGACUACCCCAAGCCCCUGCAGGUGAACAUCACCCUGUCCUGGAGCAAGACCAUCGAGCUCACGGACAACAUCGUCAUCACCUUUGAGUCGGGGCGCCCGGACCAGAUGAUCCUGGAGAAGUCCCUGGACUACGGGCGCACCUGGCAGCCCUACCAGUACUACGCCACGGACUGCCUGGACGCCUUCCACAUGGACCCCAAGUCCGUGAAGGACCUGUCGCAGCACACGGUGCUGGAGAUCAUCUGCACCGAGGAGUACUCCACGGGCUACACGACCAACAGCAAGAUCAUCCACUUCGAGAUCAAGGACCGGUUCGCCUUCUUCGCCGGGCCCUGGCUGCGCAACAUGGCCUCCCUCUACGGCCAGCUGGACACCACCAAGAAGCUCCGAGACUUCUUCACGGUCACGGACCUGAGGCUCCGGCUGCUGCGGCCGGCCGUCGGGGAGAUCUUCGUGGACGAGCUGCACCUGGCGCGCUACUUCUACGCCAUCUCGGACAUCAAGGUGCACGGCAGGUGCAAAUGUAACCUCCACGCCACCGUGUGCGUGUACGACAACAGCAAGCUGGCCUGUGAGUGUGAGCACAACACAACGGGGCCCGACUGCGGGAAGUGCAAGAAGAACUACCAGGGCCGGCCAUGGAGCCCGGGCUCCUACCUCCCCAUCCCCAAGGGCACCGCCAACACCUGUAUCCCCAGUAUUUCCAGUAUCGGUACCAACGUGUGCGACAACGAGCUGCUGCACUGCCAGAACGGGGGCACCUGCCACAACCACGCGCGCUGCCAGUGCCCCGCCGCCUACACCGGCGUCCUGUGCGAGAAGCGGCGCUGCGAGGAGGCGGGCGGCUGCGGGGCGCGCUCGGGCCAGGGGGCGCCCCCGCGCGGCCGCGCGGCGCUGCUGCUGCUGCUGCUGCUGCUGCCGCUGCUGCCGCCCCCCGCGACCCCGACCCCGACCCCGACCGCGCUGCUCGCCAUCUAG
Messenger RNA from Pipistrellus nathusii (Nathusius's pipistrelle), 1350 nucleotides. NCBI's taxonomy places the organism in Eukaryota, Metazoa, Chordata, Mammalia, Chiroptera, Vespertilionidae. The record is from the annotation of a GenBank genome assembly.